Molecule: messenger RNA, 1635 nt
Organism: Melampsora larici-populina 98AG31
Lineage: Eukaryota; Fungi; Basidiomycota; Pucciniomycetes; Pucciniales; Melampsoraceae
Exons: 5
Coding region: 1-1635 (544 amino acids)
Source: RefSeq, a predicted model, not a curated record
AUGAUUGGUAGUCAAUCUAAACGAGCAAUGAACCCCGAGCUUCUGGUUCAUAGUUGUCUUUUCUACGUUUUACGCAUUUUACAAAACACUCAGAAAUCAAUUGCCGGUUCCUCGUCGCCUUACAUUGCUCCUUUUUUUAUCAGAAAGAAACGGUAUCCAGUAGUAUAUAACAAACAAAUUUUCAAACAAACCUUCGAAAAGAUGUCUCAAUCAGCUUCGACCUCUGGACCACUCUUAGUCCCGAUAACCCUAAAUGAGGACAAAGUUACUCGCCUUUUGGAAGAAUUGCCAGCCCCUGAGAAUCAGGAGCCUGCUUUAGCCGGUUUAGGAUGGACAACCCCUCAGAUAGUAGGAUUCACCCUGAAUGAAACGGUGUAUUAUCACACGCUGCAAAAGAAUAAGGAAAAGUCCCUUUUUAAGUUACAUCCGGUGGUGCAGAAAUUACUAGGAGUCAAUGAAAGAGGACUUACCCCGGAAGAUCUCGAAACCCCGUCGAAGUCUUGUCCUCCUAAUCCCCCGAUUGAUCCUGUCACUUGUCCGGCCGAGGUAUCCUACUUCAUGCCGGACACUCCUUUUGUAAUGAAGCCCUCUUCAACAAUGAAGUUCAUCACCUAUGCCCCCAAGAAACCGGCGACUGAUCAAACUACUCCAGAAAAAGGGAAGGCCAAGGAAAACCCGUCAACCAACGAAACUGUCAAACCAGCUGCUCGAUAUUAUCGAUCAGAAGAGCCACCGACCAGUCCAGUCUCUAAUGCAAAAAUUGACGAUGUUGAUACGGUCAUGAAGAAUAACGACGUUAAACCAGAAGUGUUCAACCCUUUUACCGACCCCGCAACGUUAGCAGCCUUCUUCAAAUGGCAAGCAUCUCUUGAAGUGGAUAAAGGCAAGAUCAUCAGUGAUGUCGCCAAGAUCAGUCUUAAUCAAGCGACUAGCGGGGAUGAACCCCGUGCCUCAGCCAGUCCUUUUGAAUCCAAUCAGGGUGGUUUUCCCACUGAACGUGACUCCACCAAGACCAUCAAGAGUUUAAUGAUUCGCAAAUUCCCCAAAUUCGACGGGACUUCGCCAACAGACGCCAACAUCUGGCUCCAAAACCUUGCCAAACACAUCCUGACGAGAAAUUCUAUCGCCGAACGUUUCGAAAACUUUUCUUUUCGCUCCGGUGAGAAAGUCAUGGACGCCUUUGGUAGAUUUCAGCUUAUUCAAACCGACGCGGCUCAAAUCAGUUACCCAUAUGAUGAAGGAACCAUGUUCAUGAGAAAACUUCCCCCCCAGAUCCGAAAAUUUGUUCAACAGGAAGUGGAUAGGGAAGCAAGGAAUGGAGUCACUAUGUCCUUUCCCAAGCUCAUCCUGUGUGCAAACGCACAGGAUGUGUUGUUACGCCCAAAUGGCGCAUCAGUUAAUUCAGUUUCACAAGAUCACGCAGCGCGUUCGAAAGGAAAUAACAAACGCAAGGCUAGUGAGGUGGCAAUGAAGAAGAAUGAUAGAACUUGUUACAAUUGUGGUAAGAAAGGUCAUAUCUUUGGUACCAUCGAAAAUCGUGAGUGUCCUGAACCUGCAUCCUCUAGGACUCUUAACUACUUCAAGAAAGUUAAAGGCAAUCCAAAAGCUAGUGGAUCUGGAGAGUCAAAAGCAUAG